CCUCUCCUACUCUUACUGCUGGUAUGAGGGUCUCUACUCUCCUCGCAGCCGUCCUGGCCUUGACCAUGGUCGGCCUCGUCGCGCAUGCCCAGACACAGUCGCCGCCUCCGCCGCCUGCUACCGCAUCGCCACCUCCGCCGCCUGCUACCGCAUCGCCUCCGCCGCCUGCUACCGCAUCGCCACCUCCGCCUGCUACCGCAUCGCCUCCGCCGCCUGCUACCGCAUCGUCCUUGGAAAAACUCCCGAUGGUAGAGAUUAGAGACCACGGCUUCCCCGCCGCCUCCACCAUCCCCGCCACCGCCAUCCCCGCCACCACCGCCGCCACCAUCCCCGCCGCCGCCUUCUCCGCCGCCGCCGCCGUUCUCAUCGCCGCCGCCGCCGCCCCGACGGUCACCUCCACCGACCCGCACGCCGGAGCCAACGACGUGCCGCUCACCGCCACCAUCCGGGUCACCUUUUCGACUCCGAUGGAGGCGACCACCACGGCUGCGGCGUUCUCGAUCGCCCCGGCCGUCAUCGGCUCGCUCUCGCUGGCCGACGCCACGACGCUGGUCUUCACUCCGGCAAGCCUCCUGCCUAACGACGCCACCUUUGUCGUUGGCGUCAACGGAUCGGCCAUGUCCAUCGCCGGCAUUCCUCUUGCUGGUGCCAUCGCCUUUAACUUUACUACCUCGCCGCACCCAUACGUGGUGGCCAUGAGCCCGGCGCCGCACGAUCCGGUCGUCGCUCCGACAGCGCCGAUUGUCCUUACCUUCACCGCGCCCAUGAACCAGGCGGCCACCCUCGCAGCGUUCUCCACGACGCCGGCGCUCCCUGGCACGGUCUCGCAUGUAUGGAACGCGGCUGGAACGGUCCUCUCUGUCAGUCACACUGGCCUGUUUGGCUCGACAUCGACGUAUUCGGUCAAUGUGUCAUCGGCGGCGACGUCGGCUGCCGGUGUAGCUCUUGCACCGCCGUUUGGCGCUGACUUUACCGUGGUCUCUGUGCCCAUUGUCACCGCGUUCUACCCGCCCAACGGACAGACCGGCGUUGCGCCGUCUGAGACCGUUGUCGUCCACUUUUCUCGCGCCAUGGACACGUCCCAGGCCGAGACGGCGUUCUUCCUCUCCGGCCCGACCGGCAAUGUCACCGGUGCAAUCACGUGGCUCCAGUCCGGAUCCGUCCUUGUCUUUACGCCAGCUGCUGACCUCGUCCCUGGCAGUAUGUACACCGCGGCGAUCGGUCCAUCGGCCCGCGACCUCGCCGGCGUUCCGCUCUACCGACCGUACACAGCCUCAUUCUCGGUCGCCUCACCGCCGAUUAUCACAAGCUCGCUGCCGGCCAACAACUCGGCGUCGGUCUCGGUCUUUGCCUCGGUGGCCAUCACGUUCUCGCAAGCGAUGGCGCCCGACACCACGACGGCCGCGUUUUCGCUCACCCCGCACGCCCCAGUCGCUUGUGCCAUGGCCAACGACAACCAUAAGCUGGUCUGCGUCCCGACUCUGGGCCUCUCUUCAUCGACAGUGUACGUCGCGGCGCUGGCGCCGACUGCCAUCUCGCUCGCGGGAGAUCGCCUCGCCGGCCCGCACACCAUUAUCUUUUCCACAGAAGGCGCGCCGUCGGUGGCUAGCGUCGACCCGGCCGACGGCGCGACUGGUGUCUCGGUUGUCGCCAGCAUCGCCAUCACUUUUACCACGCCCAUGGCGACGUCGGCCACUGCCGCCGCCUUUGCGCUCUACCCGUCGUCGGGCGGACCGGCCGACGCCGUCGCCGGCGUCGCUUCGUGGUCGACUGACAAGACACGUCUGACCUUUGAUCUUGCGGGUGGAAGCCAGCUCGGGUCGGACACCAGCUACAGCGUGCUUGUAGGCCCCGGCGCCCGCUCUGAGGCAGGCACUCCGCUCCAGGGCGGCACGUUUGCCUCGACCUUUACUACCGUCACCGUCCCGCAGCUGUUGGGCGCUACGCCGGCCGCUGGCGCGGCUGACCUGCCAUCGGGCGCGCCGCUUGCGCUCGCACUGUCGUUCAACGUGGCCAUGAACAGCGGGUCGCUCGCAGCGGCGACCGUCGUCACCAUCUUUGACCAGACCCGCGCCGAGCUCGGCCCGCUCAACGGCACGCUCGGCUGCAACGGCGAGGCCAAGGUUUGCACCUUUUCCUCGAUCUCGCCGCUCGACACCCUCCGCACCUACCGAGUCGACGUUUCGGCUGCCGCUGAGGCCGCCGACGGCACGCCGCUGGCGGCGCCGAUCAGCUUUCUCCUCUCAACCUCGGGCAUCCCGGUGGCGAGCAGCACAAGCCCCGCAGCGCACUCUCCGGGAGCCGACCCACUCGCAGCCUUGAGCGUGACCUUUACCCAAGCGAUGGCCCCUGCUCCCACCGGCGGCGCCAUCCAGCUCUUCCGCGGGACCAACACGUCAGCGCCGGUGGCUGGCCUCGGCGCGCCGGUGUGGAGCAGCGGUGACACGAUGGCGAGCAUGGCACCGCCGCCGGGCGGUCUUGCACCUGGCACGAUCUACACCCUCACGGUGGGCGGCGCCGCCGUCGGAAGCAACGGUGCGCUGCUGCGGAGCGAAGUGAUUGUCCCGUUUGUGACGUGGACGCCGCCAGUGGUGACCUUUGUUGCGCCGCGAGCCUCGUCGCCGACCGACCGCUUCCCCCGGAGCUCAAGCCUCCAGCUCCAGUUUUCCGAGCCAAUGGACGUGACCUCGCUGCUCAGCGGCGGGCUUGUCUGCCUCUCGCAUCCGGACUUGCUCGCGCCGGACAACGUGACGGUGGCGUGGUCGCUGGGCGACACCUACGUCCAGAUUGGGUUUGUGUCCGGCCUCGGCUCGGGCAUCAACUACACGCUUGCGCUCGAGGCCGGGGCGCUGCGUGCAGCGUCGGGUGCGCCGCUGACAGUCACCUACACCUGGUCGUUCACCACGCUCAUCACGCCGCAUGUGACGGCGGUCACGCCUGCUGACGGGACGGACUCGGUCCCGCUCCGUCCGCAGGUCACCGUGGACUUUUCGGUGAGCAUGAUCCCGUCGUCGGUCUUUGCCGCGUUUUCGGUUGCGCCAAGCAAUGGUGGCAAAGCGGUUCUGGGCUACGCGCACUUUGCGGCGUCGUCACAGACUUUGCUGGUGUGGACACCGCAGGAAGACCUGGUGCCGGGCACGACGUACACCGCGCGUGUGGCGUCGACCGCGACGUCGGCCGCCGGCGCGCGGCUCCCGGCCGAGGUGACAUGGUCGUUUACGGUCACAGGCGUACCGCGCGUGUUGGCGGUCUCACCCGCAGACGGCACGAGCAACGUAUGGGCGACGUCGGCCAUUGAGCUCACUUUCUCUCGCGAGAUGGACCGGGCGUCGACACUGGCUGCGCUACAGAUCACGCCGGCGCUCGAUGGCGCCACAGUGGCAUGGUCGGAGACCUCGCGACAGCUACGACUGACACCCGACGCGCGCGGCCUUGCGCUCGACGCGCGAUACUCGCUGGAGCUCUCGACGCAGGCACGCGGCAGCAACGGGCUCAACCUCACGGUGCCGUUUGUGUCGUCGUUCACCACCUCGCGGCUCGAUCCGUUUGCGCGGUGCAGCGACAAACCGGGCAUCCUCUGCGGCGAGUGCCAGUUCAUUUCACCGUCGUGCGCGUACAACUUUACGUCGGGCACGUGCCAGCUUGGGUACAACCGGGCGCAGUGCGCGCUGCCGGCGAGCCAGUGCUUUGACAAGUACCGGCUGCACACAUCCAUCGGAUAUGGCGUGGGCGGGGCUGCGUUGGCGCUUGUGGUCGUGGGCGUACUCGCGCUCAUGGCCAUGGGCCUCCGGACGGGACUGGAGGCUGCGGUGGUGAUGAGCGUGCUGCUUGCGGUCGGCCUAGGCACGGCAGCGCUCGCCGUCCCGCAGUGGCGGUUUGACGACGAGAGCCCCGAGUUUGCAGCCGGCGUGGACAUCCUCGUCGUCACCGGUCUGUUUUCGGGCAAGCUCGUGACGUCGUCUGCGGCGGGCGACGCAUCGAGUGGGUGCACGGCGACGACGAUCAAGGCUGGGCAGCUAACGAGCGAGUACAAGAAGGGAUCGUACAUUGCGGCGACUGGGCUUGCGCUCAGCCUCGUGGCGCACGUUGUUGGUGUCGCCCUCCUCGCCAUUGUCAAGCGCGAGGCUUCGGGCUACUUUAGUUUUGCUUCGGAAGCUGCAGAGCGGCGGCGCAAGCGGCUCACACCGUUUGUCUUCUGCUUUGGCGGCCUUGCAGCUGGUGCCGGCAUCGGUGCGUGGCUCGGGAUCUCGCUCGACAGCGGCAGCAUCGGGGUGGCGCCGCUCUUUGGCCUCGGAGCCAGCGGGAUCGGCCUUGUUGCCGGCCUUGCCCUUGCUUGGUCGUGGCGGCCAUCGCGAUCGGGCUACGUUGAGUUUGGCGAUGCCAUGGUCGAGCUUGACCCAAACGUCCACUAUGCGCUCAAGUGA
Thecamonas trahens ATCC 50062 is the source of this 4424-nucleotide messenger RNA. RefSeq lists its product as uncharacterized. The record is from RefSeq and is a predicted model, not a curated record. Bases 24 to 4424 code for a protein of 1466 amino acids. NCBI's taxonomy places the organism in Eukaryota, Apusomonadida, Apusomonadidae. The transcript is spliced from 2 exons.